AUGCUUGACCGCCUUACCUUCUUAGAUAAUCAUUACAGCUACGACGACAUCAUUGAUGCCAUUGAUGAAGCUGAGGAUGGAGGCGCAGGCGACUAUCCUCACCAAUACCAUGACUAUGAGGGUUUCGACUUCCCAUCGUGCAGCGGCGAGUACUACGAAUACCCUCUCGAGUCUGGCGAAGUGUAUGUCGGUGGCAGCCCCGGAGCCGACCGUGUCAUUUACGAUGAUUCUGGUGAUUUCUGCGCUUGCAUCACUCAUACUGGGGCAUCAAGCUAUGAUGGAUUCGUUGAGUGUGACUUUUAG
This is a messenger RNA of Laetiporus sulphureus 93-53, 303 nucleotides long. RefSeq names its product Ribonuclease/ribotoxin. Lineage: Eukaryota; Fungi; Basidiomycota; Agaricomycetes; Polyporales; Laetiporaceae. The transcript is spliced from 4 exons. Bases 1 to 303 code for a protein of 100 amino acids. Gene Ontology annotation, molecular function: RNA nuclease activity; RNA binding. The record is from RefSeq and is a predicted model, not a curated record.